This is a messenger RNA of Magnolia sinica, 1938 nucleotides long. Its product is annotated as polygalacturonase At1g48100. Bases 16 to 1572 code for a protein of 518 amino acids. Gene Ontology annotation, molecular function: polygalacturonase activity. Gene Ontology annotation, biological process: carbohydrate metabolic process. The transcript is spliced from 7 exons. The record is from RefSeq and is a predicted model, not a curated record. Lineage: Eukaryota; Viridiplantae; Streptophyta; Magnoliopsida; Magnoliales; Magnoliaceae.
AACCAUUCCAUUUGCAUGGUGGCCAUUGAGAGAGAGAGAGAGAGAGAGAGAGAGUCCUUCCAUACGCUUAAAAUGAGGAAGAAUUUCAGUGUAAAAAGCUUCUCAUUGAUCCUUCUCAUUGCAUUUCUUGUUUGGUUUUCUGCAUUGGAUUCUUGCAAUGCAAGGAGAGGCAAGCAUUGGAGGCAAAAGAGAGCUGCCUCAGAUUCUCUGUCUAAGAAAAAAGGAAAGAAUGGUGGUGGUAAUAAUCACAGUGGGAGCAAAGGUGGCGGGUCCAAAUCGACCCAUCCGAUGGCUCCGCCGCCUUCGAAGAUGGCUCCGCCGCCUCCGAAGAAAGAAUACGAAGAUGGGAAUCCAUCGAAUUUUGAUGUGUUGGAUUUCGGUGCUAAGGGCAACGGAAAAACAGACGAUACGAAGGCAUUCCAAGCAGCAUGGGCAGCUGCUUGCAAGGUGGAAGCAUCAACGAUCAUAGUUCCAUCUGAGUACACAUUCCUUGUGGGACCCAUCUCAUUUUCGGGUCCUUACUGCCAACCGAACAUCGUGUUUCAGUUAGAAGGCACGAUCAUAGCUCCGACGAACCCUCAGGCCUGGGGUUCGGGAUUGCUGCAGUGGAUCGAAUUCACAAAGCUGAGAGGGAUUACGAUCCAAGGUGGAGGUACGAUCGAAGGGCACGGCUCUGUCUGGUGGAGCGAUUCGCAACUAGGCGAUCCAUGGAGCGAUUCGCAAUUAGACAUUCCGAUAAGCAACGAGCUCAAUAGUAAAAUGCCAAGCAUCAAACCGACGGCGCUACGAUUCUACGGUAGCUUCAACGUGACCGUUACAGGCAUAACGAUCCAAAACAGCCCACAGUGCCACCUCAAGUUCGAUAACUGCGUCGGGGUCCUGGUCUACGACAUGACCAUCUCGUCUCCGGGCGACAGCCUCAACACCGACGGCAUCCAUCUGCAGAACUCCAAGGACGUGAUGAUACACGGCACCAAUUUGGCUUGUGGUGACGACUGUGUGUCCAUCCAGACGGGCUGCACCAACAUAAACAUACACAAUGUGAACUGCGGGCCAGGCCACGGAAUCAGCAUCGGAGGGCUCGGGAAGGACAACACCAAGGCAUGUGUGUCAAACAUCACCGUGCGGGACGUAAUCAUGCACAACACGAUGAACGGUGUCAGAAUUAAGACGUGGCAGGGUGGGUCAGGCUCCGUCCAGGGUGUUCAAUUCUCUAACAUUCAAGUCUCAGAAGUCCUGAUUCCCAUUGUAAUCGACCAAUUCUAUUGCGAUAGGAGCACAUGCAAGAACCAAACGUCAGCCGUGGCAUUAUCUGGUAUCAAUUACGAGAACAUCAGAGGGACAUAUACGUAUAAACCCGUGCAUUUGGCAUGUGCCGACAGCUUGCCAUGCACGGACGUCACCCUAACUGAGAUCCAACUCAAACCACUGCAAGAACGCUACCACCUCUACGACCCGUUCUGUUGGCAAACAUUUGGGGAGCUGCGCACUCCCUCCAUCCCGCCAAUCGACUGCUUGCAGAUUGGCAAACCGGCAAGCAACCGAAUCCAGUCUGAUCGCGAUUCGUGUUGAGCCUGUAGUCUAGGACAUGGUGUACACAUAUGCGCGGUCGUCGUGAUAUUCCGACCCCUUCACACCAUAGCUGUAGAGUAUAUAGGGUGAGAUACAGUUUGUUAGAGUCAUGUUUCGCUUGCCGUUCUAUACAUAGUAUAUAGGAAUUCUUGUUUAGUAGGGUUACGUUGAGUUCCCAUUUCGAGAGAGUAUACAGGCAUUGUUAUUUCCUAGAGUUUGUGCUUAUAAGGCAAAUGUUGUUUGCUAGGGCGAAUGUCAAUUCCCCAACAUUGGAGAAUUCAUAAAGACAUUCUUGAUUUCUACAUUUGUAUUAAGGUCAUGUUUGCCAAGUUUGUUUAUUCAGAAACACUACAAGUUGCAUGAGAA